Equus caballus (horse) is the source of this 732-nucleotide messenger RNA. Its product is annotated as keratin-associated protein 13-1. NCBI's taxonomy places the organism in Eukaryota, Metazoa, Chordata, Mammalia, Perissodactyla, Equidae. The record is from RefSeq and is a predicted model, not a curated record.
ACCAGGGAUAUCAGAGCACCUUCUCACUACAACUCAGCUAAACUCACAUCUCCUGUCACCAUGUCCUACAGCUGCUGCUCUGGAAACUUCUCCUCCUGCUCCCUUGGGAGCUACCUGCGCUACCCAGGCUCCUCCUGUGGCUCUUCCUACCCCAGCAACCUGGUCUACAGCACUGACCUCUGCUCUCCCAGCACCUGCCAGCUGGGCUCCUCUCUCUACAGUGGCUGUGGGGAGACCUGCUGUGAGCCCACAAGAUACCAGACAUCCUGUGUGGUGUCCAGCCCCUGCCAGAGGUCCUGCUACCGUCCAAGGAUCUCCACAGUCUGCAGUCCCUGCCGGUCAACUUAUGCCAGGUCUCUGGGCUUUGGGUCCAGCAGCUGCUGCUCCCUGGGCUAUGGAUCUAGAAUUUCCUAUUCGCGGGGCUGUGGAUCCCGUGGCUUUAGACCCCUGAGUUGUGGAGUCUGUGGCUUCCCUUCCUUGGGCUAUAGAUCCAGAUUCUGCCACCCAACCUUCUUGGCUUCCAGGAGCUGCCAAACGUCUUGUUUCCGGCCAACCUGUAGAUCUGGCUUCUACUACUGAUCAACUUGCUAACGGUUCAAGACUGUGAUUUCACAGUUAUCUUCCUCACAUUCAAUCUCCGCUACUAUCUGGCUAUAGUCUAUACUCUACUACCUAGAAGAGUGAUAAUUAAAGAAAAAUUUUAUGAAUAUUAAAAUCAUUUAUCUCAUAGAA